Molecule: messenger RNA, 2996 nt
Organism: Acanthochromis polyacanthus (spiny chromis)
Lineage: Eukaryota; Metazoa; Chordata; Actinopteri; Pomacentridae
Product: cytochrome P450 3A27-like
Exons: 13
Coding region: 38-1516 (492 amino acids)
Molecular function (GO): steroid hydroxylase activity; heme binding; oxidoreductase activity, acting on paired donors, with incorporation or reduction of molecular oxygen
Source: RefSeq, a predicted model, not a curated record
UGUAUUCGUUGUCCGGCUCUGCUGAAGAAAAGUCAGAAUGUUUCUUGAGCUGUUUUCAGCAACAACAUGGACUUCACUGGCUCUUCUUUUCACCCUGGUGUUACUGUAUGGAAUUUGGCCAUACAGGUUAUUCUCAAAGCUGGGGAUUGAAGGACCAAGACCGUUGCCUUAUAUUGGAACAAUACAUUACUUACAAAAGGGAUUUCUUGGAUUUGACCGUGAGUGCCAGGCCAAGUAUGGAGAUGUCUGGGGGGUGUUUGAAGGACGAAUGCCAGUUUUACUGGUGGCCGACCCUGAAAUGAUUAAAAAUGUGUUGGUGAAGGAGUGCUACUCUGUGUUCACCAACCACAGGGAUGCUGUAAUAUUUCGAGGACCUUUGGCAGAUGCUAUUGUAUCAGUUAAAGAUGAAAAGUGGAAACGAAUGCGGAGCACGAUAUCUCCAUGCUUCACCAGUGGAAGACUCAAGCAGGUUUAUCCUCUUGUUGCUCGCUGUGCAGAUCGACUUGUUGAAAAACUUGGACGUGCAAAUUUGGACGAGUCUAUCGAUGUCAAACAACUUCUGGCCCCUUACAGCUUAGAUGUGGUGACCAGUGCAUCUUUCAGUGUGGAGACAGACGCCAUAAACAACCCAGAAGACCCCGUCAGUGUUCAUAUCCAGAAGCUUCUUAACUUCAGACUUUGGCCCAUUUUCUUACAAAGGAUGCUUCCGUUUGGUGGUCGGCUGCUGGAUCUUCUGAAAAUCGAUCCGAUGCCCAGACUCAGUGUGGAUUUUUUCUACAACCUCAUCAAGAGAUUCAAAGACCAGCAUAAUGCAGGAGAAUCUACUCGAGGAGACUUUCUGCAGGUGUUGAUUCAGAACGAGAUACCAGAAUCAGACAUAAAGAGCGAACACGAGCAGCCCAGUAAAGGUUUGACUGAACACGAGAUCCUCUCCCAGGCCUUCAUCUUCAUCUUCGGUGGCUAUGAGACCACCACUGUCACUCUCAGUUACAUCUUCUACAAUCUGGCCACAAACCCUGAUGCCAUGCAGAAGCUGCAUGAAGAAAUCGAUGCCAGUCUCCAGAAAGAUGAUCUGGACGGUCUUCAGUACCUGGACCAGGUUAUCAAUGAAUCAAUGCGUUUGCUUCCCACUACGCCUCGGCUUGAGAGGGCAUGCAAAAAGACUGUGCAGAUCAAAGGCAUCACCAUCCCUGAAAGAACUCUGGUUGCGAUUCCUGUGCACCUGCUGCACAAGGACCCUCGCUACUGGAAGUCACCUGAGCUUUUUAGGCCAGAGAGGUUUGAUAAAGACAGCGGGGAGGAGGUGAACCCAUACGCGUUCAUGCCGUUUGGUCUCGGCCCUCGUAACUGUGUUGGGAUGCGCUAUGCUAUCCUCGUCAUGAAGAUGAUCAUUGUCCGUGUCCUGCAGAAUUACUCUUUGGAAACGUGCAAAGAAACCAUGAUUCCUCUGGAGUUGAACAGGAGGUUUCAACCGGUGAAGCCCAUAAAGCUCAAGAUUGUUCCCAGAAAACAAUAAUCCAAGAAGGAACAUUUCCACAUACACCGAUCAUACAUAACAUUGUGACCACCUGCCUAAUAUUCCACUCGUGCUGUUACUGGCAGCAGGCCUGCCACGGCACAUGAUCUGCUGCUUUCACCCAUCCACCCUUUUUAGUGUUUUUUUUUUUCUUUCUCUUGCUCUUUUUUAAUGUCCCGCUCUUUGCCCACCUAAUUGCCCCUUGGGGAUCAAUAAUUUUUUUUCUGAUUCUGAUUGUCUCCUUUAUGCUGCUAAAACUCCUCUGACCCAGUGGGACCUCUGGGGAUGUCCUGUGGCCCCCCGAUGGCAGCAGUGAAUUCUGUGGGUCCGGGGGGUUGCGGGGUCGGACCUACCUAGAUCAAGCUUAUCCUAGCACAUCCUACAGAUGCUCAGUCAGAUUUGGAUCUGGUGUGGAACCCAGGUGAACACUUUUGGUCUGUUGUGUUCCUCGGGCACUCCUAAGCAGCUUUUGCGGUGUGUUGGGGUGCAUUGUCCUGCUGAGGGUGGCAACUAGCAUCGAGAACUGCUGCUGCAGUUGGGGAUGUGGAGGCGGCAGGUUGCUUGACCUGCAAUGCUUUGGUGUGUGGUAAUGUCAAACAUCACCAUGAAUAUCAGGAAUCAAGGUUUCCCAGCAGAAUGUUGCAUUAAAACAAGAUGACUGAUGUUCUUCAUUUCAAGUGUCACUGCUGACGAUCACGUGAUUGUGCUCCUACUACAAAUCCACCGGGACUUAUCCAUUAGAAAUGAUACAAGGCACAGGUGAUUAUGUCCCUGUCACAGCUAGAGGCUGUGAUUAGGUGGCAGUGCUUUCUCCUCCUCCGGCUCUGUCCUCUCUCUCUCUCUCUUGGUGUGUGGCAGAGGCUGGCAGCAGGUGGAGGUGAUUCCAAUCAGCUGAUUGUGUGCAGUUGGGAGUCGCCUAAUCAAGCAGGCUGGCAUUCCUUGAAAACGUGGCUCGACUUGUCAUUUGGUGCCGGAUCGUCUCCUAACAAACAGUUAGUGUUGUGACCAGGACUGUCUGAGCCGUUUUUUCCUCGUAUUUCUAUGUUUCGGGCUGACUCUCGCAUGCUUCUGUUGUCGUCAUCUCUGGGUGUGGAGUUCUCCAUCUGGGGCCUAUUUCACGAAGCAGGUUUUACAAACUCUGAGUUUCUUCCGCAACUCUGAGUUGAUCUACUCUGAGAUAGAAAACUCUGAGUUUCCCUCAUUUCAGGGUUAACAAACUCCUAGCUUCUGUUGGCAGAGGAGGACUUCAGCUGCUGUCACGCCAUUUAAGAGCGUGCCACAAGGGCGUAAGUUUGGUCUCAACAUUGGUAGGGACGAUAUAACAGCAUAACCUGCAUGUACACUUUUUGCUGGGGACGGGACAUUAAUAAGACCAAACAGAUUGGGUGAACGGGGGUCAGGGCUACAUUUCUCACGAAUAUAAACCUAAUUAAUUGAUAAGCUAAAUGAUCAAUGCAAAAUAAAUCUGUAUUGACUUAUA